Messenger RNA from Dama dama (fallow deer), 5207 nucleotides. It is a transcript of the gene TNS2, whose product is annotated as tensin 2. The coding region runs from base 154 to 4434 and encodes 1426 amino acids. Gene Ontology annotation, molecular function: protein tyrosine phosphatase activity; protein binding. The record is from RefSeq and is a predicted model, not a curated record. Gene Ontology annotation, biological process: peptidyl-tyrosine dephosphorylation. The transcript has 29 exons. Lineage: Eukaryota; Metazoa; Chordata; Mammalia; Artiodactyla; Cervidae.
CUUCCAGGGCUGGGCUUCUCCUCACACCAGCCAGACAGCCUACUCUCCACCCAAGGGAAGCGGCUGCCUCCGCCAGGCCGCUUCCAGGAAGCCCCGGGCCAGGCCCCAGCAUUGUUCGGGCCCCAAGGCCAGCACCCCAGGCAGCCAGACACCAUGAAGUCCAGCGGCCCUGUGGAGAGGCUGCUCAGAGCCCUGGGGAGGAGGGACAGCAGCCGGGCCACCAGCAGGCCUAGGAAAGCUGAGCCACAUAGCUUCCGGGAGAAGGUCUUCCGGAAGAAACCACCUGUCUGUGCCGUGUGUAAGGUGACCAUCGAUGGGACAGGCGUCUCAUGCAGAGUCUGCAAGGUGGCAACACACAGAAAAUGUGAAGCAAAGGUGACUUCGUCCUGUCAGGCCUUGCCUCCCGCGGAGCUGCGGAGAAACACCGCCCCUGUGAGGCGCAUAGAGCACCUGGGAUCCACCAAGUCUCUGAACCACUCAAAGCAGCGCAGCACCCUGCCCAGGAGCUUCAGCCUGGACCCGCUCAUGGAGCGCCGCUGGGACUUGGACCUCACCUACGUGACGGAGCGGAUCCUGGCCGCCUCUUUCCCCGCGCGGCCAGACGAGCAGCGACACCGGGGCCACCUGCGCGAGCUGGCUCACGUGCUGCAAUCCAAGCACCGCGACAAGUACCUGCUCUUCAACCUUUCAGAGAAAAGACAUGACCUGACCCGGCUAAACCCGAAGGUCCAGGACUUUGGCUGGCCUGAGCUGCACGCACCCCCCCUAGACAAGCUGUGCUCCAUUUGCAAAGCCAUGGAGACCUGGCUCAGCGCUGACCCUCAGCACGUGGUCGUAUUGUACUGCAAGGGGAGCAAGGGCAAGCUUGGGGUCAUCGUCUCUGCCUACAUGCACUACAGCAAGAUCUCUGCAGGGGCAGACCAGGCGCUGGCGACCCUUACCAUGCGGAAGUUCUGUGAAGACAAGGUUGCCGCGGAAUUGCAGCCCUCCCAGCGCCGGUAUAUCACCUACUUCAGUGGUCUGCUGUCCGGCUCCAUCCGCAUGAACAGCAGCCCUCUCUUCCUGCACUACGUGCUGGUGCCCGUGCUGCCAGCCUUUGAACCUAGUGCAGGUUUCCAGCCCUUCCUCAAGAUCUACCAGUCCAUGCAGCUUGUCUACACAUCCGGAAUCUAUCACGUUGCAGGCCCUGGUCCCCAGCAGCUUUGUAUCAGCCUGGAGCCAGCCCUCCUCCUCAAAGGCGAUGUCAUGGUAACAUGCUAUCACAAGGGUAGCCGGGGGACUGACCGGACCCUCGUAUUCCGAGUCCAGUUCCACACAUGCACCAUCCAUGGACCACGGCUCACCUUCUCCAAGGACCAGCUGGAUGAGGCCUGGGCUGACGAGAGGUUCCCCUUCCAAGCCUCGGUGGAGUUCGUCUUCUCCUCCAGCCCAGAGAAGAUCAAAGGUAGCACCCCACGGAAUGAGCCCUCCGUCUCUGUCGACUACAACACUGCAGAGCCCGCGGUGCGCUGGGACUCCUACGAGAACUUCAACCUGCACCAUGAGGACAGUGCUGACGGUGUGGGGGGUGCCCCCAGAGGUGGCGGGAGGUGGAAUUUCAGGGGGGCACACUCUGUCACCCACACCCGGGGGCCCCUGGAUGGCAGUCCUUAUGCCCAGGUGCAGCGAGCCCCCCGCCAGACCCCUCCAGCCCCGUCUCCGGAGCCACCCGCACCCCCGCUGCUUUCCGUCAGCAGCGACUCUGGCCAUUCCUCCACGCUGACCACGGAGCCGGCCGCCGAGUCGCCUGGCCGGCCACCCCCGACGGCUGCCGAGCGGCAGGAGCUCGAGCGCCUGCUGGGAGGCUGUGGAGUGGCCAGUGGGGGCCGGGGAGCUGGGCGCGAGACGGCCAUCCUCGAUGAUGAAGACCAGCCCACUGCGGGCGGAGGCCCCCACCUCGGAAUGUAUUCCGGACACAGGCCAGGCCUCAGCCGCCAUUGCUCCUGCCGCCAGGGCUACCGGGAGCCCUGUGGGGUCCCCAACGGGGGCUACUACCGGCCAGAGGGGACCCUGGAGAGGCGGCGGCUGGCUUUUGGAGCCUAUGAGGGGCCCCCCCAGGGCUACGCCGAGCCCUCCGUGGAGAAGAGGCGCCUCUGCCGCUCGCUGUCCGAGGGACCGUACCCCUACCCGCCUGAGCUGGGGAAACCCGCCAAUGGAGACUUUGGCUACCGCCCCCCAGGCUACCGGGAGGUGGUGAUCCUGGAAGACCCCGGGCUGCCUGCACUGUGCUCCUGCCCCGCCUGUGAGGAGAAGCUAGCACUGCCCACAGCAGCCCUCUAUGGGCUGCGGCUGGAGAGGGAGGCUGGAGAGGGGUGGGCGAGUGAGGCUGGCAAGCCCCUCCUGCACCCCGUGCGACCCGGGCACCCGCUGCCCCUGUUGGUGCCUGCCUGCGGGCACCACCACGCCCCGCUGCCUGACUACAGCUGCCUGAAGCCACCCAAGGCAGGCGAGGAAGGGCAGGAGGGCUGCUCCUACGCCAUGUGCCCUGAAGGCAGGUAUGGGCACCCAGGGUAUCCUGCCCUGGUGACAUACAGCUAUGGAGGAGCGGUUCCCAGUUACUGCCCAGCAUACGGCCGGGUGCCUCACAGCUGUGGGUCUCCAGGUGAGGGCAGAGGGUAUCCCAGCCCUCGUGCCCACUCCCCCCGGGCUGGCUCCAUCUCCCCGGGCAGCCCGCCCUACCCCCAGUCCAGGAAGCUGAGCUACGAGAUCCCUGCAGAGGAGGGAGGGGACCGGUAUCCACUGCCUGGGCACCUGGCCCCAGCAGGACCCUUGGCAUCUGCAGAGUCGCCAGAGCCCGUGUCCUGGAGGGAGGGUCCCAGCGGGCACAGCACUCUGCCCCGGUCCCCACGAGAUGCCCAGGGCAGUGCCACUUCCGAGCUGUCUGGUCCAUCCACGCCGCUGCACACCAGCAGCCCCGUCCAGGGCAAGGAGAGUGCCCGACGGCAGGACACCCGCUCCCCUACCUUGGCUCCCACUCAGAGACUGAGUCCUGCAGAGGCCUUGCCGCCUGUUUCCCAGGGAGGCGCUGAAAAGGCUCCAGAGCUGCCUGCAAGAAGUGGACCUGAGCUUCCAGCCCCGGGCACCUUCUCCCCAGCCUCCCCACCCAGCUCUCCCAAUGACUGGCCUCAGGAGAGGAGCCCGGGGGGCCGCUCGGACAGCACCAGUCCAAGGGGGCCUGUCCCCAACACCCUGCCCGGCCUCCGUCACGCCCCCUGGCAGGGCCUGCGAGACCCCCCGGACAGCCCGGACGGGUCCCCUCUCACCCCUGUGCCUACUCAGAUGCCCUGGCUUGUGGCCAGCCCAGAACCCCCUCAGAGCUCGCCCACACCUGCCUUUCCUCUGGCUGUAUCUUAUGACAUCAAUGGCCCCCCACAGCCCCCUCUUCCUGAGAAACGCCACCUGCUGGGGCCUGGACAGCAGCCGGGACCCUGGGGCCCAGAGCAGGCAUCACCACCAGCCAGAGGCACUAGUCACCACGUCACUUUUGCACCUCUGCUCCCGGAUAAUGCCCCCCAACCCCCAGAGCCCCAGAUGCAAGAGAGCCAGAGCAAUGUCAAGUUUGUCCAGGACACGUCCAAGUUCUGGUACAAGCCACACCUGUCCCGUGACCAAGCCAUCGCCCUGCUGAAGGACAAAGACCCCGGGGCCUUCCUGAUCAGGGACAGUCAUUCAUUCCAAGGAGCCUAUGGGCUGGCUCUGAAGGUGGCUACACCCCCUCCCAGCGCCCAGUCCUGGAAAGGGGACCCCUCGGAACAGCUGGUCCGCCAUUUUCUCAUUGAGACUGGGCCCAAAGGGGUGAAGAUCAAGGGCUGUCCCAGCGAGCCCUACUUUGGCAGCCUGUCAGCCCUGGUCUCCCAGCACUCCAUCUCCCCACUGUCCCUGCCCUGCUGCCUGCGCAUUCCCAGCAAAGAUCCUCUGGAGGAGGUCCCAGAGGCCCCAGUGCCCAGCAACAUGAGUACGGCAGCAGACCUCCUGCGUCAAGGCGCCGCCUGCAGUGUGCUCUACCUGACCUCAGUGGAGACGGAGUCACUGACGGGCCCCCAAGCAGUGGCACGGGCCAGCUCCGCGGCUCUGAGCUGCAGCCCCCGCCCCUCGCCAGCCGUUGUCCACUUCAAGGUCUCAGCCCAGGGCAUCACACUCACAGACAACCAAAGGAAGCUCUUCUUUCGCCGCCAUUAUCCAGUGAACAGCAUCACCUUCUCCAGCACUGACCCUCAGGACCGGAGAUGGACCAACUCCGACGGGACCACCUCCAAGAUCUUUGGUUUCGUGGCCAAGAAGCCGGGAAGCCCUUGGGAGAAUGUGUGUCACCUCUUUGCAGAGCUUGACCCAGAUCAGCCUGCAGGCGCCAUUGUCACCUUCAUCACCAAAGUUUUACUGGGCCAGAGGAAAUGAAGGAAGGCUACAAGCUCCAAGCCCGCGUCGACACUGUGCCCCUCUCAGCACCACACAGCCCUCACUUCCCCUGGCCUGGACCCAGGAGACCCGGGAGCCGGCCUCUCCCCUAGGAAUAGGGAGCAGAAACACCAGCCUGCGACACUGCUCUCCUUCCCCGCCCCCAGCCUGCUAAGCAAGUGGAUGGGCCCAUGAGAUGACCUUGCAUGUGAGCAGAGGGCAGAGACGGGUGUGUGAGGGUGAGGCGGUGGAGCCUGGAAGGGGUGAUCCAGACAGCCCCACCUGCAGGAGAGCGUCAGCGCUGGCAGGGGAGACAGGCCUUGCCUGCUCCACCAGCUGCAGGUCCCAGCACGGCAGGGAGAGAGGAGAGGUGUGGGGAGCAAGGCACUCCCUCCUCUGCCUCCCCUCUGAGCAGAGAGAUCAGAGUAGGAUCACAUGAAAACGGGGGCGGGGGGGGGGGUUGGAAAAAAGAGUCUAUUUUUGUCUAAUAAUAAAGAGUUUCUAUAAUGUUUAGUCAGAGUUGAACUCAUGCCUGUUUCCAGGAAGGUCAAAGCCUCGGGUCUCCCAGGACCACACCUGUUUCUUGGGGCAUCCCAGGCCCAAGCCAUGUGUGUGAGAAACACACGAUCCCUCUCCCUGGCCCCACAGCAGUCCACACAUGCCUCGUGAGCAAGUGCCCUUCGCCGCCCCUUCCUCCAGCCGUCCCCGCCCUGUGUACCGGAAAGGAUUCCCCUGUCCCGGCUGUACUGAUAAAUAUGGAAAUUCCAUCUUUA